ACUUUAUCUGCAGAUGAAGAGCAAAUUCAAGCAGAAAACUCAAAUAUCACAAUGAUGGAAUUUCUUCUUUUGGGGUUUUCUGAUACUCCCAGUCUCCAAUGGACUCUUUUUGGUAUAUUUUUGCUCAUAUAUUUAACUAUCUUGAUAUGCAAUAGCAUCAUAAUAAUAAUAACAAAAAUUGACCCUGAUCUCCACACUCCCAUGUAUUUUUUCCUGGGCAACUUUUCCUUUUUGGAAAUCUGCUAUGUAACAGUAACUAUCCCAAGAAUGUUAAUGGACCUAUGGACUCAGAAAGGCCAUAUUUCUUUCCUUGCCUGUGCUAUACAGAUGUUUUUUUUCUUUAUGCUCGGAGGCACAGAGUGUCUCCUCCUGACAGUGAUGGCCUAUGACCGCUAUGUGGCCAUUUGUAACCCUCUCCAUUAUGCUCUAGUGAUGAACCACAAGGUCUGCAUCCAACUGGUGGCUGCCUCCUGGAUCACUGCAGUUCCAGCUGUCAUCGGGCAAACCUGGAAGGUUUUCUCUUUGCCUUUUUGUGCAUCUCACGUCAUCAAUCACUUCUUAUGUGACAUCCCACCAAUACUCCAGCUUGCUUGUGGGGAUACAUUCGUGAAUGAGACAGCAGUCUUGGUAGCUAUAGAUACAGUGGUAUUUAUCAUGGUCCCUUUUCUGUUGAUUGUUGUCUCCUACGGCAAAAUUAUCUCCAACAUUCUAAAGUUAUCAUCAGCCAGAGGGAGAUCUAAAGCCUUCUCCACCUGCUCUUCUCACCUGACAGUUGUGGUGUUAUUCUAUGGGACAGCUACUAUCUCUUAUUUACAACCCAAGUCAAAUCAGUCUGAGGAAAGAGGAAAAUUAAUAUCUCUAUUCUACACAAUUUUGAUCCCAACUUUGAAUCCCAUCAUAUAUACUUUGAGGAACAAAGAUAUCAUGAAGGCACUGAGAAAACUGCUGAUUAAGUUAUUACCAUGA
Molecule: messenger RNA, 966 nt
Organism: Tupaia belangeri chinensis (Chinese tree shrew)
Lineage: Eukaryota; Metazoa; Chordata; Mammalia; Scandentia; Tupaiidae
Product: olfactory receptor 10AG1-like
Exons: 1
Coding region: 52-966 (304 amino acids)
Biological process (GO): G protein-coupled receptor signaling pathway
Cellular component (GO): membrane
Molecular function (GO): olfactory receptor activity; G protein-coupled receptor activity
Source: RefSeq, a predicted model, not a curated record